This is a messenger RNA of Alosa sapidissima (American shad), 935 nucleotides long. It is a transcript of the gene comtd1a, whose product is annotated as catechol-O-methyltransferase domain containing 1. Bases 146 to 889 code for a protein of 247 amino acids. Gene Ontology annotation, molecular function: O-methyltransferase activity; S-adenosylmethionine-dependent methyltransferase activity. The record is from RefSeq and is a predicted model, not a curated record. The transcript has 7 exons. NCBI's taxonomy places the organism in Eukaryota, Metazoa, Chordata, Actinopteri, Clupeiformes, Clupeidae.
CUCACAUUCAAACACAAACACACACACACACAUACAUACUCAGUUGUGGUGAAAGCAUAGGGGUCACUGGAAUCUCUGCUACAGAUAUAAAUAGUAGGCUAAACCUGUAUGCGACACAAAACUGAGCACAUUUUGAAACUCAACCAUGCCACUCACCAGAACUCUCCCGAGCUGCUGUGUUUUCCUUUUACUGUUAGUGAUGAGCAAAUCUGCACUGAUUGGCAAAAGCCACAGCAAAGGCAAAAAUCACCCGGUGCUUCAGUACGUUCUGAACAACUCAGUGAGAGAAAACCAGGUGAUGGAGAAGCUACGACUGAAAACCAUGGAGGAUUCAUUGAACAUCAUGAUGGUUCCCCCGGAACAAGCGCAAUUCAUGGCAAACCUUGUGAGACUUAUCAAAGCUAAUAAAACUAUUGAAAUAGGUAUGUAUACUGGAUACAAUACCCUGAGUAUGGCGUUGGCCGUUCCAGAGGAUGGCAAGGUGGUAGCCUGCGAAAUUCAACAGAAAUAUGUUGACAUAGGCAAAACUUUCUUCAAAGAGGCUGGGGUUGAGGAUAAAAUAGAUAUCCGUCUACAACCUGCUUUACAAACCCUUGAGGAACUCCUAGAUGCUGGUGAAGCAGAGACCUUUGACUUUAUUUUCAUCGAUGCAGACAAGAUGAAUUAUGAGAAUUACUAUGAGAAGUCCCUGCGUCUUGUGAGGACAGGAGGCAUUAUAGCCAUUGAUAAUGUCCUUUGGAGUGGGAAGGUCAUUGCCCCAGAAGAGGAUGAUAUCACCUCCCAAACUCUUGAUAAACUAAACAAGAAAUUGCAUGCUGACAACAGGAUUGACCUGAGCAUGCUUACUAUUGGAGAUGGAUUGACCCUUGCCUUUAAACGAAACUUGUAAAAAGUAUAAUUAGGAAAUAAAACCAUAUAAAAUGCAGUAAACAUCA